GCAAAUCAUGGCUUACAGUGAGGCAGCAGCAGCAGCGAUGGCUCACAGCUUCACUCAGGAGUAUUUUCAGAUCCCCGUGGUGACCCGAGCCUACACGACCGCCUGCGUGCUCACCACCGCUGCUGUGCAACUUGAGGUCAUCACCCCCUUCCAGCUCUACUUUAACCCAGACCUCAUCAUCAGAAGAUACCAGAUAUGGCGCUUGAUAACCAGCUUCCUCUUCUUUGGUUCUCUUGGAUUCAGUUUCAUGUUCAACAUUAUCUUUCUUUAUCGGUACUGUCGGAUGCUGGAGGAAGGCUGUUUCCGGGGAAGGACAGCGGAUUUUGUUUUCAUGUUCUUGUUUGGAGGAAUCGUGAUGACUCUCUUUGGUCUGUUCGCCAACAUCUUCUUCCUGGGCCAGGCCUUCAUCAUCAUGCUGGUGUACGUGUGGAGUAGAAGACAUCCGCUCGUACGCAUGAACUUCUUCGGCCUGCUGAACUUCCAGGCUCCGUUCCUCCCCUGGGUGCUCAUGGGCUUCUCACUGCUGCUCGGAAACUCCAUCGUGGUCGACCUCUUAGGUAUCAGUGUCGGCCACAUGUACUACUUCCUAGAAGACGUGUUUCCAAACCAGCCCGGAGGAAGAAAGCUGCUGAUGACACCAGAUCUUCUGCGCGCCAUGUUUGACCGGCCGCAGGAUCCAGACCACCGCCCCCUCCAAGAAGAGCAGCAGGGUGGAGAUCCGCAGCAGGAUGAUGAGCCAAACAACUAACACAAUCCCAAAAAUGUGGAUGAAUCAGAUGACACAGAAAGACAGUCAGAAGAUGUGGAGCCCUGAGUUCUUGCAGAGGAAAGUUCAGACAUAUAAACCCUGUCAGCAUCAUAAAUAUUCAAUGCUAUACGCCCAAAAAAGCAAGACUCAACUCUCUACUAAGACUACGCUGCAGAUGAUUUGGGACAGAAAGCAUCAUUUAAAAUAAGCAAUUGGAACUUACCCCAAAAUUGAAAGGAUUAUGGGUGGAAGGAGUACAAAGCAGAAGAAACGUAUAAAAAGGUACCCUGUGGAGCUCUAGUUCACACUGCUGAGCAGGGCCACUGUGAGAGGUUGAGAGCCUGGGAAUUAGUACGUAGUGAAAAGGCCUAAAGUAACCCAU
Etheostoma cragini (Arkansas darter) is the source of this 1130-nucleotide messenger RNA. Its product is annotated as derlin-2-like. The transcript is spliced from 7 exons. Gene Ontology annotation, cellular component: endoplasmic reticulum membrane; Hrd1p ubiquitin ligase ERAD-L complex. The record is from RefSeq and is a predicted model, not a curated record. Lineage: Eukaryota; Metazoa; Chordata; Actinopteri; Perciformes; Percidae. Gene Ontology annotation, molecular function: ubiquitin-specific protease binding; misfolded protein binding. Gene Ontology annotation, biological process: endoplasmic reticulum unfolded protein response. The coding region runs from base 8 to 748 and encodes 246 amino acids.